AUGUAUUGCUUAUUCUGUUCAAAACCCAAGAUCGAAAAAAAUGCACGCGAUUUUACGGGUAAAGUAGUGUUAGUGACGGGUUCGAGCUCCGGGAUCGGGGAGGGAAUCGUUAAGCUAUUCUCGGCUCUCGGGGCCAAUGUUGUGGUCACCGGACGUAAAGCAGAUCGAGUGAAUCGUGUGGCCCAAGAAGCACAACAAUUGUCGCCCAAGAAACUUAAGCCGUUGGCUAUUGUGGCCGAUGUGACCAAAAACGGCGAUUUAAACAAUUUGUUAAAUCAAACGAUAAAAACAUUUGGUAAAUUAGAUGUGUUGGUCAACAGCGCAGGACUGGGCAUAUUUUCACCCGUAAAGGAUCCCAACUUUAUGAAAGUGUUUGACACUUUAAUUAAGGUUAAUCUCAGGGCUUACUUAAAGUUAACCCAUUUGGCGGUUCCUUAUUUAGAGGCAACGAAUGGCACGAUUAUCAGUAUAUCCGCUGUCAUGGGAAUGGUUCCGAUGAAAUAUAGCACCGCUUACGCCAUAUCGAAAGCUGGGGGUGAUAUUAUGACCCGAACACUGGCCCUGGAAUUGGGGCCCAGAAUACGCGUGAAUGCAAUCAACCCAGGAGUGACCGCAACCAACUUUGACCAAAACAGUGGCUUAGAUGAGAAAACUGUGGAUAUGUUUCGGCAACAAAUACUUAAACGCAUACCAAUGGGACGGAUCGGUCAGCCCCUGGAUGUGGCCAAUGCUGCGGCCUUUUUGGCCUCAAAGGACGCGCAGUAUAUAACGGGCGCUAAUCUAGUGGUCGACGGCGGGAUGUUUUGGUUGACUAAAAUUCUGUUCAUCAAAACUGAUAGAAAUGUAUUCAUGAAUGCAAGAAAUGGACGCGAUUUUACGGGUAAAGUAGUGUUAGUGACGGGUUCGAGCUCCGGGAUCGGGGAGGGAAUCGUUAAGCUAUUCUCGGCUCUCGGGGCCAAUGUUGUGAUCACCGGACGUAAAGCGGAUCGAGUGAAUCGUGUGGCUCAAGAGGCGCAACAAUUGUCACCUAAAAAACUCCAGCUAUUGUGGCCGAUGUGA
Molecule: messenger RNA, 1059 nt
Organism: Medioppia subpectinata
Lineage: Eukaryota; Metazoa; Arthropoda; Arachnida; Sarcoptiformes; Oppiidae
Source: the annotation of a GenBank genome assembly